GUGAGUUGAGCUGAGCUGGUCAGGUCAGUCAGUCAGUCGCUCGGAAGGUUUUGUGCUGUGCAGUCUUGCGAGCUUUUUGCUGCAGGCGUAGUGUAUUUUUCAACACACACUGCAGUUGAGUAAACUGUACAGUAAACGCACGUAAAGAAGAUACGCUGAAUACGUGCAAAUUCAAAGUACUCUCCAAGAACAAGCCCAGCCUAAACUGCUACGGUUAGCAAAAUCUACCGUCUCCCACUUUUGAAACGGACUGGAGUAAGCUGAAAUUGAGAACUGUGUGCUGCAAAAAAAAAAAAAAAAAAAAAAAAAAAAAAACCUUCGGCGGGAAUGGCUUUAUCUCCGUGCGGCAGCAAUAGCUUUGAUUCCGGGCUAGAGAUCAAAACUCGCUCGGUGGAACAGACCCUCAUCCCGCUGGUUUCCCAGAUCACGACCCUGAUCAACCACAAAGACAAGCCAAGGAAGUCGGAGAAGACCCUGCGAGCCAUCCAGAGGGUGGGCCAGGCUGUCAACAUGGCCGUAGGGAGGUUCGUAACUGUCGGGGAGGCCAUUGCAAUAGAGAACCAAGAACUGAAGGAGGAAAUGAGCUUCGCCUGCUACGAGGCCAGGCGAGCAGGAGACACCAUUGCACACCUCACAGACGUGGUCAGCAUAGAGCAGCCUGAAUCUGACGGCCGGGCGACAAUCUUCAGUGACAAAGCUAGCAUGGUGAAGGCUGCCAGGAUGCUCCUGUCCUCUGUUACGAAGGUUCUGGUGCUGGCUGACAGAAUAGUUAUUAAGCAGAUCAUCGCUUCCAGAAAUAAGCACAGCACACAUGCUUGCAGGAAACAGCAGCCUGGAGCCAAGCAGUUACUGUUGCUGCAGGAAGACAUUUCCGUUUUGGCAACCUUGGAGCAGCUGGAGAAAGUGAGCAGCUUUCAGGAGUUUGUGCAGGUCUUCAGUCAGUUUGGAAACGAGAUGGUGGAGUUCGCUCAUCUGACAGGAGACAGACAGAAUGAUCUCAAGGAUGAAAAGAAGAAAGCUCGGAUGGCAGCAGCCAGGGCGGUCCUUGAGAAGUGCACCAUGAUGCUUCUCACAGCUUCCAAGACGUGCCUGAGACACCCGGACUGUGACUCGGCGAGGAUCAAUAAGGAUGGUGUGUUCCAGCGAAUGAGGCUGGCCCUGGAGCAGGUGAUCGAGAUAGUGACUGAAGCCAGGCCCAGUGGAGAGGGGGACAUCCUGCCGGUCAGCAUCUACAUGGGAAUCAGAGAGUAUAAGAACCAGCUGGAAGGCCUGCGAGAGGGCCUGUGCCUGCUCUCCAAGGAGGACCUGACAGCCCUGCUGGAGGUGAUCCUGGAGCACACAGAGGACUUCACCGACUCGGCCUACACCAGCCACGAGCACAGGGAGCACAUCCUGGAACUGUCCCGGCAAGCCCGGCUGGAGCUCGAGCAGCUCAUCGCUGUCUGGAUGCAAGUCCAAAAUCCAAAAGCCACAGAAGCAACUGAAGAAAUGGAGUUGGCCAUUCUUAAAACAUGUCAGUGUAUGAAUGAACUAAAGAAAGAGCUCCACAAUGCAGCAGCAGAGCUGGCUGCAGACCUGUUGAAGUACCAUGCAGACCACAUUGUGCUGAAAGCCCUGAAGGUGUCUGGCGGGGAGGGUAGCUUAGAGGCGCUGGCGAAGUACACCUGCGAGCUGACUGAGCAGAAGGAGCAGCUUGUUGAGACCUGCCGACUGCUACGGCACAUUUCAGGAACAGAGCCCCUGGAGAUAACCUGCAUCCAUGCAGAAGACACCUUUCAAGUGAUUGGACCACAGAUCAUUUCUUCUGCACAGACACUAGCCCUGCACCCUUCAAGCAAAAUUGCGAAAGAGAACCUGGAUGUGUUUUGUGAAGCUUGGGAGUCGCAGCUGAAUGACAUGUCCAUUCUGUUGAGGGAGAUCAUUGAUUUGUUUGAAGGUCGACGAGGAGAGAAGAGAACCUACCUUUCAUUGCCUAGACCAGGGAAGCUCUCUGCAAAUCUCAAGACAAUAAAACCAGUCAAACUUGACUCUGAGGAGCAGACAGCUAUCGCUAAAGUGGGUCUGGAGUUACGGCUGCUGACCUCCGACCUGGACUCUGAGAGUGAGAAGUGGGAGGACCAGGAGCACGAGAUUGUCCGACAGGGGCAGGGCAUGUCCAGCAUGGCGUACUCCAUGUACCUAUUCACCAGAGGGGAGGGCCUUCUGAAGACAACCCAGGAUUUAUUUCACCAAACAGAGGUAUUUGCUGAAGAGGGCUUCAAAUUAUAUUCUUCACUCCAAGCUUUCUCAACUCAGCUGGGAGAUGAUGAGAAAGCCAUCUUUACAGCAGAGACAGAGAAGCUGGUGGCCCUGUGUCAGCAACUACAGAUAACAGCGAGAAUGCCUGUGCAAGGCAAGAAUUCGACUUUCCUCAAGGUGGAUUCAUCUAUUCAGAAUACCAAAAGUGUCUUGACAGUAGUUGUCUAUAUUCUCCCUCUUUGCAAUAAGCUAAUCAAAAAGUACAAGUGUGAGCAGAGCAGCUUGGGAUCCCCCCAGAGCUGGAGAGAGACCCCACUCCAGACCCCGGUUCAUGAAGACUGUCUCAGUGGAAAGAAUGGCAAUGGCUUUGGAGUGAAAUCUCUGGAGCAGCAUGUGGCAAACCUCACCUUCCUGGAGAGCAAGUAACAGCACACCUGCAUUGGACAGAAGGAACCUCUUUGUGUUGUGGCGUGUACUGGAAUCAUUACAAGAGCAUCCCUAACACCACCCCAGUCACAUGGAUAAACAGAUCACCUUGAACUGGCAGUGCUAUCCUUUUAAUCACUAUUGUUGUGUUAUCUGUAAUGGGUCAGCGGUUCCCAAAAGUCAUGCUUUUUUUGGUUCAAUUACUUAGUAUCUCAUAUAGUUACACAUACCUUAUACUCUUUGUACAAAGUGGUGUUUCAAAUAUGUAUUUUAAAGAGUAUUUGUAAAGCAUAGUGCAACUAAUUGUUAUUAACUGACUAUAAUGGGUAUUUUGUUGGAGAGAGGGGGCUUUAAAAGGAUUAAGUAAGGCUAAUAGCAACAUAUAUUGCCCCUUUUGUUAUAAACGAUUACCUUUGCUACUUUGAAUUGCAGGAAUUUGGUAAUACAGACCCAUAGACCUCUGUGUACAAUAACAAGCCAUUUACAUUUCUGAUAAUAUACAGUAUGUAUCUUGAGGAGGCCAGCAUUUAUUAAGAGUAUUGACUACACUUAAUACAAAUUUUUAUUUGCAGAUUGCUUUAACUUGUAUUACUGUACUGCUAGAUUCUUUUUUUGUUUGUUUAAUAAAACAUAUAGCUUAAUCUCUGAGCUGGCUGAUUUACAAGAUUGUUAAUUCACGUUUAGAUUUUAAAUUCAGUGGCGCCCUUAAUUUUGUAG
This is a messenger RNA of Polyodon spathula (Mississippi paddlefish), 3381 nucleotides long. RefSeq names its product catenin (cadherin-associated protein), alpha-like 1 (gene ctnnal1). The coding region runs from base 328 to 2664 and encodes 778 amino acids. The record is from RefSeq and is a predicted model, not a curated record. Gene Ontology annotation, molecular function: cadherin binding; actin filament binding. NCBI's taxonomy places the organism in Eukaryota, Metazoa, Chordata, Actinopteri, Acipenseriformes, Polyodontidae. Gene Ontology annotation, biological process: cell adhesion; Rho protein signal transduction. The transcript has 20 exons.